UAGAAGUAGUCUCUUUUCUCGGUGUAACUUGUUCGUGCCAUUGUCAUACACCUACCCACAAGAAAGUUACAUUGAACUACUGCGAAUAAAAAAUUUGGCCAUCUGCCUAUAAAAUCUCAUCAAUCCUCAACUUCAUCAGGAGGCCAUUGCAACAUAGAUUUGCUGCAUUCUGCCUCCUGUUGAAAUAUAAUUAGUCUGUUUCCCCCUGCAAGCUCAAGCUCAACAACAAUGGAGGCACUUACUGGCUCGACAAUGGUGCCACAUAGUGGUCUUCACCAUACUCCUAAGCAGCCCAUAUCCUCUUCAAUGAAACUGGCAGGAGCAUUGCCUGUACAGACUCAGAAAAGAAGGGUGGUGGUUAGAGCUGUGCAUGCAGCUGAGCCAGUCAAGAUGACUGAAUCAGCUAGCAAAACAGGGUGGAGUGUAGAUAGCUGGAAGUCAAAGAAGGCUCUGCAGCUGCCUGAUUAUCCCAACAAGGAAGACCUUGAGUCAGUGAUUAAGACCUUGGAGACAUUCCCCCCAAUUGUGUUUGCAGGGGAGGCAAGGCACUUGCAGGAUAGGCUGGCUGAUGCUGCCCAUGGAAAGGCCUUUCUCCUUCAAGGUGGGGACUGUGCAGAGAGCUUUAAGGAGUUCAAUGCAAAUAACAUAAGGGAUACGUUCAGAAUUCUGCUGCAGAUGGGUGCUGUCCUUAUGUUUGGAGGUCAAGUGCCUGUUGUCAAGGUAGGCAGAAUGGCUGGACAAUUUGCGAAACCUCGAUCUGACCCAUUUGAAGAAGUAAAUGGUGUAAAGCUUCCAAGCUACAGGGGGGAUAACAUUAAUGGAGAUACUUUUGAUGAAAAGUCACGAAUUCCUGACCCAGAAAGAAUGAUCAGGGCUUACUGCCAAGCAGCGGCCACUCUGAAUCUGCUUCGUGCUUUUGCAACAGGAGGCUAUGCCGCAAUGCAACGUGUCAAUCAGUGGAAUCUGGAUUUCACAGAGCAUAGUGAACAGGGGGACAGGUAUCGAGAACUUGCACACCGAGUUGAUGAGGCAUUAGGGUUCAUGUCAGCCGCAGGAUUAACAGUAGAUCACCCCAUCAUGACAACUACUGAAUUUUACACAUCCCAUGAAUGCCUCCUCCUUCCUUAUGAAGAAGCACUUACAAGAAAGGAUUCAACCUCAGGUUUCUACUAUGACUGUUCUGCACACAUGCUGUGGAUUGGUGAGAGGACACGUCAGCUAGAUGGUGCUCAUGUGGAGUUUCUUCGUGGAGUGGCUAAUCCCAUUGGUGUUAAGGUGAGUGACAAGAUGGACCCAGGUGAUUUGGUGAAGUUGAUAGAAAUUUUGAAUCCCGAGAACAAACCUGGUAGGCUCACUGUGAUUGUCCGCAUGGGGGCAGAAAAGCUCAGGGUAAAGCUACCUCAUCUCAUACGAGCAGUGCGCCGUGCUGGGCUUAUUGUCACAUGGGUCAGUGAUCCCAUGCAUGGUAACACUAUUAAAGCUCCAUGUGGCCUCAAGACUCGCCCUUUUGAUGCAAUAAGAGCUGAAGUACGAGCUUUCUUUGAUGUUCACGAUCAAGAAGGGAGCCACCCUGGUGGUGUGCACUUGGAAAUGACAGGACAAAAUGUCACAGAAUGCAUUGGUGGAUCAAGGACCGUGACCUUGGAUGAUCUUAGCUCUAGAUACCACACUCACUGUGAUCCACGUCUAAAUGCAUCUCAGUCCCUUGAACUGGCUUUCAUCAUUGCAGAGAGAUUGAGGAAGAGGAGGAUGGGCUCUGAGAUAGCUGGAUUGGCUUCUCACUUUAAAGGACUUCUACCAAUAUAGAGAGUGGUGUAUUAAAAUAAGCAGGGAAGCAUGGGGAGAUCUUUUGGGGUAGUGAAAGCUUUUCUUGCAUAUUAUCAACUUGUGCAUUUAUCAAAUCUAGCCUGGAAAUAAUUUAAUGUCAUGGGAUUUUCUAAUUAUCUAAAUAUAUUAUCUAUUUAAUAUAUCA
Cryptomeria japonica (Japanese cedar) is the source of this 1972-nucleotide messenger RNA. Its product is annotated as phospho-2-dehydro-3-deoxyheptonate aldolase 1, chloroplastic. Gene Ontology annotation, molecular function: 3-deoxy-7-phosphoheptulonate synthase activity. The transcript has 5 exons. Gene Ontology annotation, biological process: aromatic amino acid biosynthetic process. The record is from RefSeq and is a predicted model, not a curated record. Bases 229 to 1806 code for a protein of 525 amino acids. Lineage: Eukaryota; Viridiplantae; Streptophyta; Pinopsida; Cupressales; Cupressaceae.